Argiope bruennichi is the source of this 1891-nucleotide messenger RNA. RefSeq lists its product as uncharacterized. Bases 41 to 1891 code for a protein of 616 amino acids. Lineage: Eukaryota; Metazoa; Arthropoda; Arachnida; Araneae; Araneidae. The transcript has 3 exons. The record is from RefSeq and is a predicted model, not a curated record.
ACAUCUUUUACAUCGCAUAGCACAUCGUCUUUGAUAGAAAAUGGCCUCUAUAGCGCCUGCGACUGUGUUUACAUUAUGUGUGGUGUUUUUCAGUGUUAUAUGGAAAGGACAGGCACAGUAUGCGCCUAUAUCAUCAGAUGAAAUUGAUAAUGAUGAUGCGGCACUCAAUGAUGGUGAUGCGACAUUCAGUGAUGAUGAUGCGACACUCAAUGAUGAGGAAGCAUAUCUGAGUGACAAUGGAGUUAAAACGGACGAAAAAAUAUUGUACUUGCGGUUUCCUGUCCGACCGAUAGUUAAACUGAAAAGUAAGGAGAAAAUUCCUCCGCCUACGCCAGGGGGAAAAGCUGUGGAUUCGCAAGGGGAACAAGAGCAAUAUAUGGGAGGACAGGAUUCUGCCUCAAACGAGGAUUUUGCUUCGGGAGAGGAUUCUGCUUCAUACGAGGAUUUUGCUUCAGACGACGAUUUUGCUUCAGUCGAGGAUUAUGCAUCGGAGGAGAAUUUAUCUUCAGAAGAAGAAUUUCCUUCAAGAAAGAAGCACCUCGUUUCAGAUGAAAUGAACUCCGAAGAGGAUUUUGCUCCAGAAAGAACAAAUGAUAAGUCAUUCUUAUCGAAGAAAGGGGUGUGGUGGAAUAGAAUGGGGGAAAACAGAAUGGGAGGAAAUAGAAGAUGGGGAAACAGAAUGGGAGGAAAUAGAAGAUGGGGAAACAGAAUGCAGGGAAAUAGAAGAUGGAGAAACAGAAUAUGGGGAGACAGAAGAUGGGGAAACAGAAUGUGGGUAAAUAGAAGAUGGGGAAACAGAAUGCGGGGAAAUAGAAGAUGGGGAAACAGAAUGCGGGGAAAUAGAAGACUGGGAAACAGAAUGUGGGUAGAUGGAGAAGGCAGGAAAUGGGUAAUCAGAAUAGUGGGAAAGGGAGGAGAUAAACGACGAGGAAACGAAAUGGUGAGCGAAGAGGGAGAUACAAGUUGGGAAAACAGGAUGGAUGGAGAAGAGAGAGAUCAAACUAGGGGAAAUAGAAGAUGGGGAAGUAGAUGGUGGGGAACUAGAAGAAGGGGAAAUAGAAUGAGGGGAGAGAGGGGAGGUAGAAGGUGGGGAAAUAGAAUGGGGGGAGAGAGGGAAGGUAGAAGGUGGAAAAUCAGAAUAGGGGGAAAGGGAGGAGAUAAACGACGAGGGAAUGAAAUGGAGAGCGAAGAGGGAGAUACAAGUUGGGAAAACAGAAUGGAUGGAGAAGAGAGAGAUCAAAAUAGGAGAAAUAGAAGAUGGGGAAGCAGAUGGUGGGGAACUAGAAGAAGGGGAAAUAGAAGGCGGGGAAAUAGAAUGGGGGGAGAGAGGGGAGGUAGAAAGUGGAAAAUCAGAAUAGGGGGAAAGGGAGGAGAUAAACGACGAGGGAAUGAAAUGGAGAGCGAGGAAGGAGAUACAAGUUGGGAAAACAGAAGGGAUGGAGAAGAGGGAGAUCAAACAAGAAGAAACAGAAUGGGGGGAAAUAGAAGAUGGGGAGGAAGAAGGUGGGGAAAGAGAAGAUGGGGAAAGCGAAGGCAAGGAAAUAGAGGCCGGGGGAAUAGAAUGGAGGGAGAGGGUGGAGGAAGAAAGUGGAAAAUCAGAAUAGAGGGAAAGGGGGAAGAUGAAAUAUCAGGAAACGAAAUGGAGGGAGAGGAAGGAGAUACAAGUUGGGAAAACAGAAUGGAUGGGGAAGAGGGAGAUCAAAAUUGGAGAAACAGAAUGGGGAGAAAUAGAAGAUGGGGAAGUAGAAGGUGGGGAAACAGAAUGUGGGGAGAUGGAAGAUGGAGAAACAGAAUGUGGGGAAAUGGUAGAUGGGGAAACAGAAUGUGGGGAAAUGGUAGAUGGGGAAACAGAAUUUGGGGGAGGAGAAUAUGCCCUUGCGAGGACAAUUGA